Messenger RNA from Dibothriocephalus latus, 1485 nucleotides. The record is from the annotation of a GenBank genome assembly. Lineage: Eukaryota; Metazoa; Platyhelminthes; Cestoda; Diphyllobothriidea; Diphyllobothriidae.
CUUUCCCUUCGGCCGAACUCCCCUGUCCGCUGUCAGGAUAUUGACAUUGACUUAACUUGGUUGCAUGCGCCCCUGGAGGACCACGCGCUACCGCUGCUUGAAAUGGUUAGUUCCGGAUCCUGUACUCCCAUCCUGAAUCAAUUGCUCAACCUCCCCCUUGUUCAAGUCACUCUGGACCGUGUUCAGCCCAUACCGGAAUUUGUCCGCAUGUUUUCAUACGCUGUUGCUGGGACACCAGUCACAGACCCUCCUCCUGGUUUCAAUCCUCCUCACUUAUCGUCUGAGACCCCAGAAUCUCCUGUUGGAAUUUAUGAUUUUUGUAGGUCUCCUGAUGGCGUGAUCGCGGCCUCCGAAACGUUGAUCCCUGUGCGCUCAGUGAACUGUGACCACUUGCAGUGCUUUGACUUGUCCUCCUAUCUGACAAUUAACAAGAAGCGUCCUCGGUGGUCCUGUCCUGUGUGCAGUUUACCCGCCCCAUUCCGCGAUCUCCGACGUGAUGACUUUUUCGUCCAAUUGAUGGCUGAUCAGAGUCUCAAGGAUGCCGAAAUGGUCCACGUAGAUGCCAAUGGGCACUGGCGAGAAGCCUCGAAAGUCGUCCAAAGUGAUUCCUCUGUUGUCAUGCCCGCCAGAGCGUCGAUUGCCGCCAUUCCUUCGGACAAACCGACCAUCGCUGCCAUUCCCUCACUGUUAAAUGGGGCCUCCACAAUGUCACCCUCCAUAUUGGAGUCAAAUUUCUCGUCGAGACCCGUGACGCCGAUAGAACCUGAUGUUUCUCCAUUCAAUGAUUGUGUCAUUCUCCUUGAUACCGAUGACGAUGAUGACGGGGCGGGUAGCUCGACGCGACCGCAGCAAACUGCUGGUGUCCAUCCCACAUCCUCCAAUAGUUACAGUGGUCAGCCCCUUCACGCUUUUGUCACUGAUAAACAGUCAGAAAAACGUCCCCCUGAGGCCUUCGAUUCUGCGUUAAGGAAAGUGUUUGUCGGUCUGGCUGCAAGCUCAGACGAUGAAUUCGCUGCGACGGCAUCCGCCCCACUGCUUUCCAACCUCCAAUCCCCAGAAGCACUGGCGCUAUCUUCAACUCCUACCACAACAAAUGUUUCAGCGUUAGUUCCACCCUCCUGCCUCCACCCCGGCGUCACCUCACCCGUGCCCGAUGCAUCACGACUCUUGACCCUUGCCGAAAACGCUGCUCCACCACCACCUCGUCCUCCUCUUCUUACUGCCACUGCUGCUGCUCUUGUCGUCAGCACUUCGGGGACUUCCUCUACCCCACGUUCAUCCGUACCUCCGAGCAAGCUGAAUAAGGCCAGUGAUUUAAAUUGCGAACUCCUAACGAGUUUCACUUCGUCCGUGGGCGUUACGACUGCGUUCGCUGCAUCCAUGCAACUUCCAGAAGUGGUCCGUGCGACGAUGGGGUAUGUGAUCCCACCGAGUAAAGAAGCCGCUAGGACUCCUGAAAUACGCGCAACCUAUUCUCGUCCAUAA